Messenger RNA from Pyricularia grisea, 1172 nucleotides. RefSeq lists its product as uncharacterized. NCBI's taxonomy places the organism in Eukaryota, Fungi, Ascomycota, Sordariomycetes, Magnaporthales, Pyriculariaceae. The transcript is spliced from 2 exons. The record is from RefSeq and is a predicted model, not a curated record. Gene Ontology annotation, cellular component: membrane. Gene Ontology annotation, molecular function: serine-type endopeptidase activity. The coding region runs from base 291 to 1106 and encodes 271 amino acids. Gene Ontology annotation, biological process: retrograde vesicle-mediated transport, Golgi to endoplasmic reticulum.
UGUACGAUCCAAUGUGAAUCACCCAAUAAACCCAGAAUUAGAACAAAAACCAAAGGGUCCUCGCUUGGGAAUUUCCUUGCAACGAAAGGAGAUAUUGACUCAACGAACAUUCUACCUAUUCACCUGAUUCUUGGACGAUUACCUAGGUGCCUUCGGAAUACUUUCGCACCUUAGCUAAGAAUACCCCCCGCGAUAGUAGGCAUGGGACAAACACCAUAGCUUCUCGCCCAUUCGCUCGCCCUCAAACGAACCAUCUCUCGCAUACUGGCCGGCCUUUUUUUUCGAGUACAAUGUCGUUUACAAAUGCUCCUGUUACCCGCGGCCUGGUGCUAGGCCUGGUCGUUACGUCCAUCGCUGCAACCCUGUUCGAUGUUAAGCACUACUUCUAUCUCUUGAUCGAUCCGCACAUCUUGCGAUAUCAUCAGCCAUGGAGGGCACUAUUGUUUCAGCUAUGCUACACCAACUCAUCCGAAGUUCUAUUCGCAGCCAUGUGUCUGUACAACAUGCGCAUCAUUGAGCGAAUCUGGGGCUCAAGAAAAUACGCAUCUUUUGUCGUAGUAGCAGGUAGUCUCACGACUCUCAUUCUACCUAUGCUGGUUCUCGUUCUCAGAACACUCACCUUCGGGGCUUUCAACUACCUCCCAGCGGGGCCUACGCCUAUACUAUUCGCCAUACUCGCGCAGUACCACGCCGCCGUUCCCCACGUAUACCAGUACAGGCUUGCGCUCUCUGCCGCUCCGCCAACAGAUGAGCAAUUCGUUGGAGUGACUUUUUCGAACAAGUCGUACAAGUACUUCUUGGCAAUUCAGCUCGCCCUCUCCCAGUGGCCCGGAUCCCUCCUAGGCGCGGUAGUAGGCUGGACUGUCGGCUAUGCGUGGAGGACUGAUUUGCUCCCUGGAUCUCUUACGAAAUGGAGGGUUCCCGGAUGGGUGGUGGGGAUCCGCACGACGAGGAGAAGGCAGGAGUUUGACGGCCUCAGGAGGCGGCUUGAGGAUGAAGACGUCACUGGGACUGCUUCAGGAUCACAGGUUGCUCAAGAUACUGAUGCUGGACGCCGCAGGACCGUCGGCCAGCAAAUAUUUGACGAGUUUCGAGGGUCGUUAUGAGUAUGCGUCUAACGUACAAGUCAAGCUAUUACUUCUUUCGAGCUACUCAAAGCAUUUUUUAUUGCC